AAUGAAUUAAUAAAAUAAGAGAAAGUUCAAUGUUCUUGAAUACCUUAGAAAUCCAUAUCAUCUACCUCCAAAAUAAGAAAAAUUUGAAAUUCCUCAAACUUCUAAAGUUGGCUCAAGGACUCAUUAAAGAAGAUUCUACCGACCAUAUAAACACAAGACUCUCUUCCCUGAAUUAAAUAGUACCAAUGCACUCUAUUUGAGCAAAACUAGUCAAUAAUUUAGACAAUCUAGAAAAGAAUGGUAAGAUGAAUUAUAGACAUGUCUUUAAAGUUAAUCAGUAAUAAUAUUCCUCUUAUUCUAAAGAUUAGAGGAGUCCCUAAUAAAAGCAAAGUCUCCUAAUUUUUUGUUAAAUCAUUACACAAUUCUUCCUCCAGUUUAUUGCUAAGAAAACCAUUACCAGAAUUAAAACCAUUAUUGGAAAUUUAAGCCCAAAAAUUAUUUUGA
This is a messenger RNA of Paramecium sonneborni, 444 nucleotides long. Lineage: Eukaryota; Ciliophora; Oligohymenophorea; Peniculida; Parameciidae. The record is from the annotation of a GenBank genome assembly.